AAUCCACUUCCUCUCUGCCUUGCUGGAAAGUGAAACGUUUUUUACAUCACUGGUACAAAGAUAUAAAGGAGACUGUGACUCAGCUAUCAAGCAAAUUCCUUCCUUUCUUCAAAGCAGUACCUUAAGAAUUUGCAAUUUGGGAAGCCCACUGAAAACUUUGUGUUGAUUCAACAUGCUACACAAGGUCCCCUUUUCAUCGCCAACUAGACUCUGUUUAGCAGCAUUGAAUAGAUGGUGAUAAAGGACUGCAGAAAUAAGGAGACCUGAUCACACAGUAGAUAAAUUAUGAAACGGAAUGCCAAGGACAGCCAUCAUACUCUUUCUGGCUUCCACCACUUCCAGAUUACUAAUGUGCUAAAGGUUACGGCAAUCACAAGAUCUGCUUAUUAUUUUGAAAAGAAAACAACUUCAAAGACAAAAUGGAUUACACUGACUUACCUCUGGAUGAAUGGAAUGAGAGUCAUGUGAAGUACUGGCUUGAAUCCAUUGGGAUUAAGAAAGUGUAUGUUGAAAAGCUCUGCGAAGAGGAAGUAACUGGUCCAGCACUUAAAAUAUUAGAUGAUAAAUUUCUCAAGGGAAUGGGUAUGAAACAAGGCCAGAUUCACAUACUAAUACAGAAAAGGGAUAAACUUUUGCAAGGGAAUAUUGGCUAUCAAGACAAGAUUGGAGGAGUGACUGCAUUAGACCACAACAAAACUCAUUCAGAGAGCAAAUAUCCAAAAGAGUCAGACUCAUCAACUGAAGAAAAAAAAGGGAACCAAGAGGAAAACAAACACAAACCCGCCUCUGACCUUAAACCAGCUUCUUUGCCACGUGGAUCUUUAAAACCACAGUGCUCAAACGAAAAAAACACAACACACUCAAGUGACACUCACAGCGAAAUGGAAAGCACAGUGAAUAUCUCCGUUCCACUUGAUCCAGUACGCCUGAGCCCAUUCAGGCCAUUCAAGAGCACUGACAUUAAUUUUAAGUAUGUUAAAAAUUCAGUUUUUGCUCCAGAAACAGGAAGCCAUGAUCUAAUCAUUCCUUGUCAUGAAUACAAAUCAUUUGAUACAGCUGCCAUGCUGGACAGACCAAGACUUCAAGUAAAAUUUGCCCGUGAAGUUAUAAAGUUUGCGUCUGCCUGCCUGAACAUCCGAACAAAUGGCACUAUUCACUUUGGGGUGAUGGACCGUGAUAAGGAAAAGAACCGGACACAUGGACAAAUCAUUGGAAUACCAAUAAGAGAGACAGAAAUGUAUGUGGAUGCUUUGGAUUACAUAGAAAAAUGUUUUGAGUCCAGUGUUCAUGCUACUGCAAGACAAUGUAUUCACCCCCCUGUUUUUAUUGAAGUUAUUUCGACAGAUAGCCAUGAACAGUUUUUUGUAGUAGAAGUUGACAUUGAACCAUUAUUCGACAUUGUAAAAGGAAAGCUAUUUCAAGUACGCAUACCAGAUUUUAUUGAAAAAAGCAAUAAGAUAAAUUUUGAAAGGGAUAAAAUUGCUUUCCAAAGAGUUGGUUCAAAGUCUGAACCAGUAAAAAAUGAUAAUCUCAUAAAAUUCAUUCAGGAUUUACAAGAAAGAGACCAUUGGAGGAAGAAGGCUGAAACAUUCAAUCACAAAAAUCAAACAGAUAGCCCUCAAAAUUUAGGGCGAAAAUUAUCUGUCUUAUUGACAGAUGGCAAAAGCUGUUUAGACAGCUCUGUGUGGUACAUUCUUGUUGCCAACAAAUGUGGAGAGGAAGACAUCAAGUCUAUUGAUUUUUUGAGGCACAUUAACAUUUUCUGUGUAUUUGAUUUUGAUGAAGACUCCAGCAUAUCAGGUUUGUACUUCAAGUACAAAAAAUACCAUGCAACUACUUCUCAUUUCUUGAAAGAUUAUUCCAAUGACAACAAGAUGAGCACAAAUGACUUCUCAAAACAUCUCUGCUUAUUUGUUAAGAAAAGUUGGAUAUUUUGCAAUGGGCGCAGUGACUUCCCUGGGAAUGAAAAGGCAUGUGAUGAGAACACUUGGAUUAGAACUAAGAGAAAGUACCUGAAAAAGGCAGUAUCUUUUAUCUGUGACGAUCUCCUCCCAAAGGGCUCUUUUAAGGUGCUCUUCUUACUUUUUUCGCCUGUGGAGAAACCAAUCGUAGACACCUUCCAUGAAUUUUACAGUGAAAUGAAUGGCAUGGAUUUCAUAAUAUGCCUUUCUGAGUCUAGAGAAAACUAUGAAAAAUGGGCUAAUCUAGCACAGGCAUCCUGCAGCAUUGAGACACUAGAGCAGCAGAGUAUUGUAGGCAUGAAGCUAAGCCAUGUGGAUGCUACUAUCCAAAGCAAACUGCCUUGUACAACCAAUUACAGGCAUUUACCUGUUUCCACAAAGGGUCUGUGUCUACUUCCCACACUUGAAGAAGAGAAAAUGUAUUCUCUUGAAAUUUUGUGUGCUGAUCAAUGUGAUGAUAUCAUAUUAGACCUUCUGAGUACAAAAGAAAUACAGAUGAUAGAUGAAACCUUUUAUCGGGGUAAAAAAGUCAGUUGGAAAAAUUUUUGGCUUGCUGAUAAAAGGAAGUGUGGGGAAAUUAUCGAAAGGGAAGCCUCUAAGGAGCUAUCGAGAAUGUUGAAUGAUGUGAUAUACGGGAGCCUGUUCCAGCAUUCCGUAGUGAAACUGAAAGUGUUCCACGAACCCGGGAGCGGAGGAAGUACCAUAGCCAGGCAAGUGCUGUGGAAACAGAGGACCGAUUUGCGAUGUGCUGUCAUCAAAACCACAUUCCCAGUCGCUACUGUCUGUCAGCAUGCAGUUGACUUCCGACAUUAUGAUGAAAAAGACCCCCAAAACUGUCUCCCCGUCCUCCUUUUGGUGGAAGAUUAUGAUGAAGAGUACUUUGAAGAUUUAAUCUAUACUUUAAUGAAUUCCAUGGGGCCUAAUAAAAAACAUUCUUCCAAGCCUUCCUUCAUCCUUCUGUGUUGUAAACGGUCCAAUGCCCCUAAUAAAUUUUGCAAAGCAUCUCCUUUGGAUACAGUGUCUGUUACUCACAAACUGACAGACCAAGAGAAAAACCAGUUCAGAACAAAGCUAGAAAAAUUUGAAAAUCAAAAGGAUUUUAAGUUGGAAUAUAUACUCACAUUUGUUCUCAUGAGCAAUGAGUUUGACCCAGCAUAUGUGAGAGAAUUUGUGGAACACUUGCUUAAAGAUAUAGACUUAUCUUCCCAAGAAACUAGUUUAAUGAGAUACGUUGCCUUGCUCAAUUUCUACGUCCAUAAUUCCUACAUCUCGUUAUCCCACUGUGAAGCUUUCCUGGGACUUAUGCCAUAUGAAGAAAUAUCAGUGAGACAAUAUGAUUUCAUAAGUAACUUAAGUGAACAGGCCCAGCUUAUUUUCAUUAAAUUGAGAGAAACGACCACAUAUAUAUCAUCCAUUCGGAUAAUCCACCACUUGGUGGCAAAAGAAAUACUGUGCCAGCUUUCCGGAAGUCAGCCUCAGAGUAAAAUUGCCAUGAAACUUCUCCAAGAAAAAGUUUUUCUUCAACAUCGAUUUGGGAGGGAAGAACUUAUAAAAUUCAUCAGAGAUCUGUUUAUAAGGCGUGACAAGAAGAGUAGGGGCGACAACACUGACAGCCUUUUCUCUCCAUUCAUUGAGCAUAUCUGUACCACAGAAAAUCCUGAAAAAGCUAUAGAAGUGUUAAAAUACGCGUAUGAAUGCUUGGGAAAAGAUGCGUUCUUUGCGCAACAACUUGCCAGAUUGCAUUAUGUUUAUGAAAAAUUUGAGGAUGCAAAAUUUUGGGCGGAAGUAGCAAAAUCCCACUUGCCAAAUGAUUCAUUUAUUUUAGACACAGAAGGGCAGGUGUACAGGAAGUGGUUUAACUUUAUAGUGGACAAAAAAUCAGAUGAAGAGAUUGCUAGAGAUAUCACUGAAAUUAUAGAAAUUGCCCUUAAGGCUAUGAAGUGCUUCAGAGCCACACAGCAAGCUGCAAAAUCUGAGAGGGACACCAUGAAUAACUCAGGGUAUUUUGGAGAGGUAGAAGUGGGAUGUCGCUUACUGAAACUACUAUCUACCCUUGAUGUGUUUCCUAAAGAUGCAAAAGGAGAGAAUCCUGAACUUGUUCAGUAUUUACUUACAGAUUACAUCCCGGAAGACAUUAAGAAGCCUUGGGGAAAUCUUCACAGCCGCUUAAAAGGCUUACGCCAGAAUAUUUACAAUGCUCUUGACUGGAUUUCAGAAGAUCUAAGUUAUUUCCAAACAGAUAAAAACCAAGCAGAUGAUGAUGAUAAGAGAGAAGAACAAGUUAAUAAUCCCAGAGGAUGGCUCAAAAGACAAUGCAAGGUUUAUGCAACGUUCUUUAGUUCCAGUACAUUGAUUGAAGAAAAUGGUGCACGAUCUGAAACCCAGCUGAUCAGACAAAUGAAUAUUUGUAAACAUGGUGGAGGAAAUGUCACCACUAUUCUCUCAUUCCUGUCAGAUAAAAAUGAUAAGAAAUCCAUUCAAAGUCUAGAAAAAAUAAUAAGCUUGUACUCAAACCCAAAAAAUGUGGAUGAUACAGAUCUUAUAAAUUAUAUAUUGUGCCACUUUACUCUUGCAUGUCUGUCACCUGGUUCUUCCGCACUCCUUAACCUUCGGACGCUCCGAGAAUUCAGCAAGAGAUUCUUUAAAAAGAGGCACGCUAUCUUCCCUGCCAGCGCUCAUUUUUUGCUUACUUUACUUUACUGGCCUGACGCUGCACUGGACAAAGAUUCUUCCUCAGAUAAAGAUGACAUCUUAAAGUCUGCCCUUAAUACCUUGAAGCGCUUGCAUGACAUCAAAAUAAAAGAUGUUGCCCCAAGAAAGAAAAGAAUCUACACCAUAUUUUUCUUGGGAAAAGGCUAUGAUUUGACAAAAAUUGUGUCCAGAACAAAGAUUGAUAAACUCAUGAAAGGAUCCCUAGAUGAGCGUCGGAAAAAUUGGCAGAAUGGCGAAGUAUGGAAAAUCCCAGACGUACACAAUAUCCUGGAAAGAGUCAAUGGUUGGACAGAAGAUGGCAGAGUUUUUGCAAUGGGUCACUCAGGGCGGGUUCCAAUUUUACCUUUGCAUUUUGAUUCAGUGCCACCUGGAAAUGAAAACGUAAAAUUUUAUCUAGGUUUCUCAUUUAAUGGACUUGCUGCUCAUGACAUUCAGGUAAAAAUGUAGAAAAUAUCCUGUGCCCUAUAAAUAUCAAAUAGAAAAGUACUCAAAGAAAUAAUGGGUUAGAUCCAGAACUGAUCAUAUUUAGUUUAGAUUCACAAGCAUUCAGACAGUUGUGACUUAUACAAUUACCAGUUAAGUCAGUCAUGGCUAAUACAAAUCCCUCUACAUCAGUGUGAAGAUUGAGAGCUAACAAUUAGCAUUUUAAUAUUACAUUUAUCUGAUGAAAUAGCCACCAAGAAAUAGCCUUGUUGUUGCAUGCUGUGUAACAACCUAUUCCCUUCCUGCAAAUAUGAUCUUCCUCCUCCAGUUGAGACUGGGAAGGAGGCACAUUCAUUUAUAUAUGUUGGUGACAUUGUAGAUGAGCGAAAAUUCUCCUUCCAGAAUAACUUUUAUCUUUUGGACUACAAUCCAUUUUAUAUCCACUUUCUGAAAAGAAAGUCUUGCUGAAUUCAAUUGUAUUUACUUCUGAGUAGACAUAUAUAGAAUUGAACUGUUCAUUGAUACUUUGAAGGAAAAGUAAUUCUGUCAAGGGGGC
This is a messenger RNA of Anolis carolinensis (green anole), 5652 nucleotides long. RefSeq names its product sterile alpha motif domain-containing protein 9-like. The record is from RefSeq and is a predicted model, not a curated record. The transcript is spliced from 5 exons. Gene Ontology annotation, molecular function: protein binding. Bases 420 to 5120 code for a protein of 1566 amino acids. Gene Ontology annotation, cellular component: cytoplasm. Lineage: Eukaryota; Metazoa; Chordata; Lepidosauria; Squamata; Anolidae.